CGCCAUGGCCGUGGCGGGGCACGAGGGCUACGCCUACACUUUCCGCGACGCCUCCCACGCGGCGGGGGUGCUGGAGGCCUUCGGCGCGUUUUACCUGGACGGCUCGUUCACAGACGUGACUCUGCGGAGUGCGUGCGGGGCGCUCUUCCCGUGCCACCGGGCGGUCUUGGCCGCCUGCAGCACGUACUUCAAGGCCAUGUUCACGGCCGACAUGAAAGAGAAGUCCAAGCAGCAGAUCAGCCUCCCCGGGUUGGGCCGCGCGGCGCUGGAGGCCCUGCUGGACUACGCGUACACGGCCCGGGUCCGCAUCACCGCGGGCAACGUGCAAGGCCUCCUGCGGGCCGCCGACCGCCUCCAGUUCGCGGCGGUGAAGGCCGCCUGCGAGCGGUUCCUGCUCAGGCACCUGGAUGUCGCCAACUGCAUGGGGAUGCACGCCUUCGCGCAGCACCACCACUGCCCCGAGCUGGAGAAGGAGGCGCGGAGGCUGCUCCUGUCGCACUUCGAGGAGGUGUGGAAGCAGGAGGAAUUCGUGGACGUGAGCGAGGAGAAACUCCGGUUUGUUCUCUCCAGGGACAAUCUCAACGUCCGGAAAGCGGAGGCGGCCAUCGAGCCCGUUGUUCGGUGGGUAGCGCACGAUGUAGAAGAAAGACUCGACUGCAUCUAUGAGCUGCUGGGCUGCAUCAGAGUAGAUUUAGAUGAAACGUACCUGAGGUCGGCCUUAAGCCUGCAAAAGAAAUGCCGGCUCAGUGAUGACAAGAUAAGGGCGCUCAUAUACAACGCGUUGAAUCCCAAACCAACGGAGGCUUGCAAAAGGCCCACGGCAGUUAUGUAUGUGAUCGGAGGGUACUACUGGCACCCUUUAGCAGAAGUACAUGUCUGGGACCCUUUAACCAAUGCUUGGAUCCAGGGAACAGACAUGCCAGAUCACACGCGGGAGAGCUAUGGGGUCACUACUUUAGGACCCAACAUUUAUGUAACUGGUGGUUAUAGAACAGAAAACAUAGAAGCUCUUGAUACCGUAUGGGUAUAUAACAGUGAAACGGAUGAGUGGAGAGAAGGCUGUCCUAUGCUUAAUGCCAGAUAUUAUCACUGUGCAGUUACCCUGGGGGGCUGCAUCUAUGCCCUAGGGGGUUACAGAAAAGGAGCUCCAGUACAAGAAGCAGAAUGUUAUGAUCCGUUACAACAGACAUGGGUUCCCAUUGCAAACAUGAUCAAAGGUGUUGGAAAUGCCACGGCCUGUGUCCUGAAUGAAGUCAUCUAUGUAACUGGAGGCCACUAUGGUUACAGGGGAAGCUGUACCUAUGACAAAAUUCAGAUUUACAAUUCAGGUAGCAACGAAUGGAGCAUAGUGACCACAAGUCCACAUCCAGAAUAUGGAUUAUGUUCUGCUGCAUUACAAAACAAAAUCUAUCUUGUGGGUGGACAAACGACAAUCACUGACUCCUAUGACCCAGAACAAAAGGAAUGGAAGCAGAUGGCUCCUACAAUGGAAAGACGGAUGGAAUGUGCUGCAGUUGUUAUGAACGGGUGCAUCUACGUAACAGGAGGAUAUUCCUAUUCAAAAGGAACGUAUCUACAGAGCAUUGAGAAAUAUGAUCCUGAAUGUAAUCAAUGGGAAGUAGUAGGCAAUCUGCCUAGUGCCAUGCGUUCACAUGGUUGUGUCUGUGUGUACAAUGUCUAACAGGAUCUGAUUAUUAUAUUUCUGUUACAAGAAAGAAGCAUAUAUAGUUUCCAUACCAGCAUAGGUUACCUCUCAAACUAUAUAAGAUAAACUAAUGGUUCACAUUCAAGCCUAAAUCUGUAAAUAAAUGUUUAUUCAUUUAAAGUGGCUUAGUGUAAUAUAGAUAAUGUGAUAAUAUUGUCAUGCAGUUUCACCUGGGAAAUAAAUUCAUUGGCCAUUCUGUAUUGUAAAAGUUUACAAAACCUUCUUAUAAAAUGUAAGAAGUAAUGUAAAAUUACUAAUGUGUAUUAAUUAACUACUAGAGGAAAAUGUAGUCUAGGUUUUGUCACAUUGCUAAUAGGCUUUAAAAUAGAAAGACUUAGCUUUUCUAUGGACUAUGGGGUUUCAAAUGAAAUAAAAGUAGAAAUGGUAAUGUUUACUGCCACAAGCUGAUUGACUUGAUAAGACAUUAGUUGCCUGUUUUAAAAUCCCUUAGCAAAACAGAGGAAAAAUUUGUCUUAGUGUUCCAGGAAUAGGGCAAUGCUUUACUUCUGUAGAGAGGCACUUAGGGAACAGUGAGAGAAGGCCCUACUUUGCUCUGUAAUAACCCAUCUGGGAGAUUCAGAAAUACAUAUCGUUGAAUCCAGAUAACCUUUUUGGUAAGAAUAGUUCACAUGCAUGUUGUGGGCGGGAGGGAAGGAAGGCUUGCAGAAUUCCAGUAGCUCUCUUAUGACGUAGGCAUUUACGUUACAGCUACAAACCAGAUUUUUAUUUAAAAUAGCUCUUUCAUUACCAAGGUUUUCCAAAAGCCCUAAAUUGCAAAUUAAGUGUUGGCAGUGCUGUGAGUGAAGUAAAUGCAGCAACAAUAGGAACUUGGAAAAAAGCUUGGUGUAUUUAGUAUUCAAAGCUGGCCAGGGCACUGGAUUGUAUUAAUUUCUUUUCUGAAAGCAGCAUGGGGGAUCUUUAUAUUGCCUAAGGAGUUAUCUGAAGUGGGCAAAAAGAAAUCCCAUGUUGGAAGGUAGAAUUAUUAUUCCCACAAUGCAGCAUUUCUGUGUCAGCACCAGGGAUAAGGCAGAAUCCAGGCAAAGGGGUUGAAAAGAUAUGAACUACCAAACAAGCCUUCUUCCAAGUGAAAAGUGCCCUGUCAAAUGUCUUAGGGAAUAUAUAUAUAAACAGAGAUUUCUUAAAUCGCAUUUAAUUUAUUGUGGAUUGCUGCUAGAGAGGCACUUCCAUUUUUUUUUUUACAGUGUGCUGUUUCUUUGUGUCUACCAUGGGACAUUAAUAUGUAGCUUGUUUUUAAAUAUUACUUGUACAACUGUAAUGGCAAUGGGCAUCUAAAGUCUUAACCCCCCCACAUCGACCACAUUUUCUUCUAAAAUAGUUUAUUUGUAUUUAUAAACUUUACAACAAGCAAAAAAACCCCCCACUAUCCUUUAGAAAAAAAAAUCUUCAGUCUUCUAAGGCCACUUUUUAACAAAAAGAAGAGUUCCUUCUCUCGGAGCUGUCGGGGAUCUACUACAGGUAUUUGUAAGAAACUUCUGCUUUUCUCUUUCCCCUUUUUGUACCAUUCUCCCUACUGUUGCAUUUGAGCAUGGCUUAGCAGGUUACACAAAACAUCUUUGAGUUUUGAUUCAAGACUAUGUUGUACAUACUUUUCUGUUUUGCUGUUUCGUGCAUACCUCCUUUAAAAUGUAUAUAUACGUCAUGCAUGCAGGAAGGAAACGGAUACUCUAAAACUGAGGUUGUGCUUAUUCAACAUUCUCAGUGGAGAGGUAGGUAAUGAUCUCAAUAUAGUUUGUUUAUACAAACUAAACUCUAGAGAGACCUAAGCAAUGGAAGAGUCUAGUUCUGUGGACUGUGGUGGCUAGAUGAAUUAGCACAAAGAACAGUGAAGGGAAAACACAGAAAAAACUUACAGAUGAAAAAAUUUCAUGUCACACUGCCUUCUUUCUUAAAUUACUUUCUUCUCUCCUUUCUUUCAAAAUUAUUCUCUAUAUUUAAAAAAAACAUAAAAUGAAGGAGCAAGAUCACAAAAGCAUUAAGACAAUAUGUACGUUAAAUAGACUCACAAUGUCAAACAAUAAACUCAAGCAUGUACCCUCACUAUAGAACAUGCUUCGGUGUAGUUUCAUAUUAUUAAGGCAGUACUGUACUAGCAAUCAAAAAUGCUGUUCCUUACUCUGUCACUAAUUUGCUAGCUAGGUGACCCUUGGCAAGUGUGUGAUUUUUACUGAUCUCAAAUUAACCUUCUCUGAAGCAAAUAAAGAUAACUCACUUCAGGUAUCCACUGAACUCAAAGGGAGUUUUGCCAUUUUUAAUAGGAACAGGAACAGGCCCUAAUUUUUUGUUAUUUUUUAGGGCUAUAAAGUAUUAUACAUGCACAAAUAGUUAAUAUUAAGAUGGCAGAGUACCUUUGGGGUGCUUGCCAUGUGCCAGGGACUGCAGUAGGCUGGGGCAGAGCCCAGCAGGGAAGGCAGCCAAGUGAAGCCCCCCA
Messenger RNA from Gavialis gangeticus (Gharial), 4154 nucleotides. It is a transcript of the gene KLHL23, whose product is annotated as kelch like family member 23. The transcript is spliced from 3 exons. Gene Ontology annotation, molecular function: protein binding. The record is from RefSeq and is a predicted model, not a curated record. Lineage: Eukaryota; Metazoa; Chordata; Crocodylia; Gavialidae. Bases 5 to 1681 code for a protein of 558 amino acids.